Symbiodinium pilosum is the source of this 1244-nucleotide messenger RNA. The record is from the annotation of a GenBank genome assembly. Lineage: Eukaryota; Dinophyceae; Suessiales; Symbiodiniaceae.
ACCAUCGACUUUGGCGUCGCUUCCGUGGGCAUUGGCGCGCACUCCCGCACUCAACGUCUGGGCCCUGCGGACCAUGACCUCGUGGCCUAUGACAUCCCGCUCACGGGCACUCGCCGUGGUUGGCGCUGGCAGCCGCGCCGCUUGCUGGAUGGCGAGAAAAAGUUUGACUGGCGGGCCACGUGGACGGAGGUGGAGGACGACUUUGCCGCGUUCUUGCAGGAGGGCAACACCGAGGCAGCAUGGCGACUUCUGUCGGGCAAGGCCGAGGACGCCUUGGCCUUGGACAGCUCGACCGGCCACGCUGCCAAACCUCCCACCGUGCAGACGCUCCGCGAGCGCAAGCUGCGCAGAGCUGCUAGGCGGCUUGCCGCCGUGCUGCAAAAGGAGCGUGCUGGGCUCAUGGACGUCGACUAUGAGAAGGGCAAGCUCGCUGGCUACCUCCGGCACAUCGCGGACGCGUACCUGGACCUUGGCGACCUCCUGCAAUACCAGGGCGAGGAGCAGCUGGCCUACUUGCAGCACGCGGCUGAGGCGGAGGAAACUAGGGCCAAUCAGGCCCGCUUGGAAGGCUGGAAAGAGAAAGUCAAGACUGACCUCCCGAGACUGUCGCGUUGGGUCAAGGCAUCCUUGGCUGAGCGCCCGACGCCAAUGGCAGACUUUGCGGUCGACCCUGACCCGCAGGCCAAGGCUGAGCAGGCGGCAAAGGUUUGGGGCCAACUUUGGCAUCGUGAUGGGCGACCUCACGGACUUCGGCUUCGUGACCUCCUUGCUCGCCUUCACCUCCCUCGAGCCGCUGCUCCCGAAGUUCAAGUCUCUGGCGAAGUGCUACACCGCCGGGCCAAGGCAUCGGCUCGCAAGGCAGCUGGAAGUGAUGAUUGGUCUGGCAGGCUGUGGCGGGGGCUUCCAUUGGAGUUCUUUGAUUCCUUGGCGGCCAUCUGGAACCUGGUCCUGAAGGGUGCUUCUAUCCCGGCCGCCUGGUUGGGCGCUACUGCGGUGGUGCAACAGUUGGCGGGCUGGAUCACGGCCGUCUUCCCUCCGGACUUGUAUGGCGGCCUUCCCGGUCGCUGCGCUGAAGACAUCCACUUCCGGCUCACGCACGCGCUGUUCGUCCAACGGGCCGGCGGGCCCCUUGCGGGCUGCAAGGCUGACGUCAAGAAGUGCUUCGACACCGCGGACCCCAAGCUGGCCAUCCUGUGCCUCCGCGCAUUGGGCGCCCCGGAGCCUAUGCUGGACGUCAUUGACCG